CGGUGGGUUCCUGGAGGUGCCUGAGCGAACCCCUUAGCUCCCGAGCUCUGGCCAAGCCUGCCUCCCCGGGGCGCAGUGCCUCAACAGCCCGGGCUCGCUGCCGGCCUUGCGGGCUCCCGCGGCAGGCGCGGCCCGUGCUGCACCCUCCGCUGCUGCGAGCGUCUGCGAGUCCCUACUUCAACACCGAGUCAAACUUGGGAGGGGCGCCCCAGGGUUCCGGCCCUGCCAGGACCGCCCCAUCCCAAACCCUUCCCAACCCCCCUGAACCGGGAGCGCGCAGGCGCAGCUGGCUAGGAGUCCCGCCGCUGGUCUGGGAACCCGCUGAAGAACCCGAGCCCCUGCAGCCUGUACCCGCACUGCCGCCCGUUCGCCAUGGUUUCAGGUUCCCGACUGCUGCUACCUUUGGUGCUUUGCCUGGGGCUUGGCGUACUCGUGCUUUCUACGGGGUCCCCGGGCCUCCGCAAGAGAGGCCCCUCGGUGACGGCCAAGGUUUUCUUCGAUGUGAGGAUUGGAGACAAAGAUGUUGGCAGAAUCGUGAUUGGCCUCUUUGGGAAAGUUGUGCCCAAGACUGUGGAAAACUUCGUCGCUUUGGCAACAGGAGAGAAAGGAUAUGGAUUUAAAGGAAGCACAUUUCAUCGCGUCAUCAAAGAUUUCAUGAUUCAAGGAGGAGACUUCACCAAUGGAGACGGCACUGGCGGUAUAAGCAUUUACGGUGAGACGUUUCCAGAUGAGAACUUCAAACUGAAGCAUUACGGCAUUGGGUGGGUCAGCAUGGCCAAUGCCGGGCCCGACACCAAUGGCUCUCAGUUCUUUAUCACCUUGACCAAGCCCACCUGGUUGGAUGGCAAACACGUGGUAUUUGGGAAAGUCAUCGAUGGAAUGACAGUGGUCCACUCCAUAGAACUUCAGGCAACUGAUGGGCAUGACCGUCCGCUCACCGACUGCUCCAUCGUCAACAGUGGCAAGAUAGACGUGAAAACGCCCUUUGUGGUUGAGGUCCCUGACUGGUGACGCACCUGGCAGAAAACAAGGAAAACGCCCUACGUGUGUGUGUGUGUGUGUGUGCGUGCGUGUGUCUUUUGACUUUUCAAAGUUACUGUUUGCACUGUCUUUUUACUUGCUUCUAUUUUCCACUCCAGAACACAGGAGAGUUUCUGCCACCGUUUAAUCUGCAUGAAUUUUGGUGAAUGACUUGUUUAGGGACUUUGUACUUAAAAGACAGAGCCCCUUCCUUUAGUGGUGCUAUUUUUCAACCAGAAAACUUUGUAUUAGCUAUUUUCUUUUGAGGACCACAAUCAUCAUUUCCUCAAUUACUUGUGAUCCCCAAGUGAAGUUUUGCUGAAGAUUUGUCAGAAAAACAUGGGAACAAGAAUUUGAUUAUUUUGUAUUUAAACAAACUCUCUGGGUAAAGGGAGACCUGACUGGGAUAAUCUGAUCUGUGUCCUGGGGACCUUUACCGGAUGACAGGUGCUGUGAUGCUCUCUAUAUUAAACACCUUUUAUAUGGAUCAACUCUUUUGGCAAGACUUUAUUUAAAUAUGAAAUUCUUUAAAAAAUUAAUAUACAAAAAUAUACACACUCCUGUUAACAGUGAACAUAUUGGAGAGGAUUCUGUAAGUCAAAGUACUAACGCAGCUGGAUAAUUUGGGAUGGGAAUGCACAGAAUGGAUGGAUGCUCGUCCACACCCCAAAUACUUGAGCUGCCUCUUCACUAAUUUUUACUAAAUGCAACAUUUUUAGAAUGUUCCCUUAAGUUCAGUUGCAACAAAAAGGAACCUUUGAAACAUAAAUUGGAUGAGAAAGUAAAACGCUGCCAGGCCCUUACUGUAACAUGCCCGGCUGCAGCCGUCUGUGCCCGCCUCUGCUCGGAUGCGGGUGUUGUUCUGCGAGAAGACAGCCUCGCUGCUUCUCCUCUGGCUCUCGUGCAGUGAGGCUUCAACAGAAUCCCAUCGUUUGAGCUGCUUUCUAAGAAAAUCACUUCAUGUCAUGAAAUCUAAAGACCUACAUCCAAGAUUGCUCUAUCCAGCAAAGCUUUCAUUUAGAAUGGAAGGGCAGAUAUAGUGCUUCUCAGAUAAGGUCAAAUUCAAGGAGUUCAUCAAUACCAAGCCCUUAUUAUAUGAAAUGUUAGAUAAUCCCAAUGUUAUCUAAGAAAAAGAUUAAAAAUAUGAACAAUGAAAGGACAGCAAACUCACAGUUAUUAACAACCACACCUAAAACAAAAGCAAACUAAGAGGACAGCUAGAUCAGGAGCGGAACCAUAGAAAUGAAGAUCACAUG
This is a messenger RNA of Artibeus jamaicensis (Jamaican fruit-eating bat), 2276 nucleotides long. RefSeq names its product peptidylprolyl isomerase C (gene PPIC). The transcript has 5 exons. NCBI's taxonomy places the organism in Eukaryota, Metazoa, Chordata, Mammalia, Chiroptera, Phyllostomidae. Gene Ontology annotation, biological process: protein folding; protein peptidyl-prolyl isomerization. The record is from RefSeq and is a predicted model, not a curated record. The coding region runs from base 373 to 1011 and encodes 212 amino acids. Gene Ontology annotation, cellular component: intracellular membrane-bounded organelle. Gene Ontology annotation, molecular function: peptidyl-prolyl cis-trans isomerase activity.